Molecule: messenger RNA, 3874 nt
Organism: Ananas comosus (pineapple)
Lineage: Eukaryota; Viridiplantae; Streptophyta; Magnoliopsida; Poales; Bromeliaceae
Product: exportin-2
Biological process (GO): protein import into nucleus; protein export from nucleus
Cellular component (GO): nuclear envelope; cytosol
Molecular function (GO): nuclear export signal receptor activity; small GTPase binding
Source: RefSeq, a predicted model, not a curated record
UUCAUUUUUCUAUUUACCGUUCGAAGCUGUGGGAAAAAACCCUUUCACUCCCCCCUCCUCCUCUCUCUCCCUUCUCUCUCUCUCUCGUUUGAAGGAAAGGAAACCCUACCCGGUAGGGAAAACUCGCGUUCUCUAAGUCGGAGAGUUCCUCUUCUCUCUCCCGUCCACUUUCACUGCCAUUUCCCCGAUUGUGGUGUAGUGUAGUGUAGUUCCGACAGAGAAAAAAAACCCUAGCGGGAGGGAAAUAAUGGACGUGCCGGCGGAAACCCUAGACGCGCUGUCGGGGUGGUUCCUGCAGUCCCUGUCCCCGGACGCGUCGGUGCGGCGGGCGGCGGAGUCGUCGCUGGCGGCGGCGGCGUCGGCCCCGGGGUUCCCGCUGGCGCUGCUGCGGCUGGCGUCCCUCCCGUGCGACCGCAGGUGCCCGCUGGCGGCCGCGCGUCACUUCAAGAACCUCCUCCGGUCCCGCUGGUCCCCGGACGCCGACAACCCGCUCCCCGGCCCCGACCGGGAGCUGAUCAAGUCCCUCCUCCUCCCCCUCCUCCUCGACUCCCCCGACCGCCUCCGCCCCCUCCUCUCCGACUCCCUCGCCCUCGCCUCCGCCGCCGACUUCCCCGCCCGCUGGCCCUCCCUCCUCCCCAACCUUGUCUCCGCCCUCUCCGCCGCCUCCGCCGACGCCGACUUCCCCCGCGCCAACGCCGUCCUCUCCGCCGCCCACUCCCUCUUCCUCAAGUUCCGCCACUCCUUCGACACCCCCGCCCUCCGCCUCGACCUCAAGUACUGCCUCGACCUCUUCGCCGCCCCCCUCCUCGACGCCUUCCUCCGCACCUCCCGCCUCAUCUCCUCCUCCCUCCCCUCCUCCCCCGCCGCCCUCCGCCCGCUCUUCGAGUCCCAGCGCCUCUGCUGCGAGAUCUUCCACUCCCUCAACGCCAUCGAGCUCCCCGAGUUCUUCGAGGACCACAUGCGCGAGUGGAUGACCGAGUUCCGCGCCUACCUCACCGCCGCCUACCCCCCCGCCGUCGAGGCCGACGGCACCGUCGACGCCCUCCGCGCCGCCAUCUGCGAGAACCUCCAGCUCUACAUGGAGAAGAACGAGGAGGAGUUCAAGGACUACCUCAAGGACUUCGCCUCCGCCGUCUGGGGACUGCUGAUGACGUCGUCCGCCUCCCCCUCCCGCGACCACCUCACCGUCACCGCCAUCAAGUUCCUGACCACCGUCAGCACCAGCGUCCACCACUCGCUGUUCGGGAGCCCCGACGUGCUGCAGCAGAUCUGCACCAGCAUCGUCUUCCCGAACAUCCGGCUCCGCGAUGAGGACGAGGAGCUCUUCGAGAUGAACUACGUCGAGUACAUCCGGCGUGAUAUCGAGGGCAGCGAUGUCGACACCUUGCGGCGGAUUGCUUGCGAGCUUUUGAAAGGGAUUGCGUCGAACUACAGGGAGCAGGUGACUGCGCUCGUCUCCGCACAGAUUCAGGCAAUGCUGGCCUCGUUUGCGGCCAACCCUACCGAGAACUGGAAGGAGAAGGACGCAGCUAUUUACCUAGCGGUCACGCUCACCCCCAAGCAGACCGGGUCGGGCGGCGCUCCGGCCUACCUCGUCGAUGUGGAGAGCUUCUUCACAUCUGUGAUCGUGCCCGAGCUGCAGGGGCCGGACCCAAAUGCAACUCCCAUGCUGAAGGCCGGGGCGCUCAAAUUCUUUACCGUGUUCCGGGACAAGAUCCCGAAGAGCGCAGCACUGGCCUUGCUGCCGAGUGUUAUAAGGUUCCUCGCCUCGGAAUCCAAUGUGGUCCACUCCUAUGCUGCGAAUUGCAUCGAAAAGCUGCUUCUGGUGAAGGACAGAGCACCCGCUGUUGUGCCCGGAUCGAAUGCCGUCCCCACCGCCCCACGGUACACCGCCUCAGAUAUUAACCCUGUUGUCCCUCAGGUAAUUACUGGCCUAUUUAAUGCUCUGCAGUUCCCAGAAUCUCAGGAAAACCCGUAUAUUAUGAAGUGCAUGAUGAGGGUCCUUGGGGUAGCUAAUCUUGGCGGCGAGGUUGCCGCGAGCUGUGUUUCAAGCCUAGCAUCGGUCCUGGUUGAAGUAUGCAAGAACCCGAAGAAUCCCACCUUUAACCACUACUUGUUCGAGGCGAUCGCUGCCGUCGUUGGACGGUCUGGCGAGCAGGACCCAUCGUUGCUCCCGAUGUUUGAGAUGAGCCUUUUCCCAGUUCUUCAAAAGAUUUUAGUUGAGGACAUUGCGGAGUUCUGGCCAUAUGCCUUUCAGAUAUUCGCUCAGCUUAUCGAAUUGAGCAAGCCACCUAUCUCGGGUAACUACAUGCAGCUUUUCCAAGUGCUUCUUUCACCAGAUUCGUGGAAGAGGUCGGCAAGUGCUCCUGCAUUAGUUCGCUUGCUGCAGGCCUACCUGCAAAAGGUCCCCAAUGAGCUGAACAACGAGGGGCGGCUGCUUCAAGUCCUUGAUAUAUUCAGCCGGCUGGUCUCUGUCCCGAGUACAGAAGAAUUGGGUUUCUUUGUGCUUAACACGGUGGUUGAGAAUCUUAACUAUGAUAUGAUCACACCUCACAUUAAAAACAUUUGGGCUGCGCUCUUCACUCGUCUGCAGAAUCGGCGAACUGUGAAGUUUGUGAAUUCGUUGGUGAUUUUCAUGUCGCUGGUUUUGGUCAAGCACAGGCCAGACGUUCUUGUGGACUCUGUUAAUGCGGUUCAACCUAAUAUAUUUCCUGUGAUCCUUCUACAAUUCUGGAUUCCUAAUCUGAAGCUGAUUUCUGGUUCAGUUGAAGUGAAGCUGACGGCUGUUGCUUCGACAAGAUUGAUUUGUGAGUCUCCGAGCCUGUUAGAGGCUUCAGCAGCUGAGCUUUGGGGUAAAAUGCUAGAUGGUAUUAUUACUCUGCUGACCAAAUCGGACAAGUUUGGAGCAGAAGUAGAAGAUGAUGUGCUAGAUAUUCAUGAAACUGUAGGCUAUUCUGUCUCUUUUGCCCGCCUACACUAUGCUGGGAAGAGGGAGGAUGAUCCUCUCAAGGAAAUUAGGGAUCCGAAGCAUUUUUUGGUUACAUCUUUGGCCAGGCUUUCUGCACAGUCUCCAGGGAGAUUUCCGGCUGUCAUUGAGAAGUAUGUUGACCCGGCUAAUCAGAACACACUUCUUCAGCUUUGUGCCACUUAUAAUAGUACAAUUGUCUAGGUUAGCAGUGGAGUUGGAGGCUGUUCUCAUACACUUUUGUUUGUUGGUCCUUCCGAGGCUGUUCUCAUACACUUUUGUUUGUUGUUCCUUCCCACCCUCAACGGAUAGGUGUAAAAACGAGGAUCCAUGAUACAGUGAGGGGUAUGGGAUUUUCCCGGAAGAUUUACUGCAUUAUUCGCAUGAUACUGUUGCAUUUUUGUUUUUCUUUGGCGAGGUUUUACUUAGAAGAUUGAGUCGUAAAGCAAAAGCGUUGUCUUCGAGGCUUGAAAGGGAGAUUGUGUGGUUGUGGAGUAACUUUUCGGCAUUAUUUUUCGCCAACGGUUCAUCCAUUCCAGUGGGUUCGUUCUUGUUUUUGUUAAGUUAAGAAUGGUUGUUAAGCCCUUAGUCACGGCACUUUUGAUAUAUAUUUUUUUUCUUUUGCUUUUCUUUGCCAUUUUGGAACUGGAGAUCAAGAGUUUAUGAUUGAAAUGAAUCUCUUGAGGGAAAAAGAUAGUGCUGAUGUCUUGUUGGAUCUUGGUAUCUUGGCUCGGUUUACAUCUCGCAGUUUUUUUUUUCUUUCCUGCGUUUCUGUUGUUUAUCUAUAAUGGACUUGUGAGAGCAUGGGUUUACAAUCCUCUGAGAAGCAUCACACCCGGGAUAUUGAUGUUUGUAAAACAAACAAUUUUUAUUAUUGCUGGAGCAAAUUAGCCUAAAUUGUUGUUUUGA